AUGGCGGAAGAGCAGAAAGUAGCUGCGGCCGUGGAUGCUACCGCCGACAAUGCCGCCGCCGAGCAGGAUGUGAAGGAAGUCCUGGCUGAGCUCAAAUCAGACGAAGCCAGCAAGCAGGACAGCGCAGAUGCUGAAAAGGCCGAAGAAGAAAAGAUCGUUGCGGCUGCUAAGAAGCUAGGCGAAGAAGCUCUGUCAAAUGAGACUGCAAAAGAAGCGUCAGAGACACAAAAGGGACGUGGCGGCAGCCGUGGCCGUGGUCGUGGAGGAGUGCGCAUCAACUACCGCGACAAUAUCAAAUCGGAUGCAUCCUCCCUGGAGGAGACAGAUGAUCCUGUUGAGAUUAGAAAGCAAGUGAGUGUGGUCGCCUCUGCCCUUGUCAUAUCGCAUGCAAGUUUGGAUUUACUCACCCUUGGACAGGUUGAAUUCUACUUCUCUGACUCCAACCUACCAAUGGACAAGUUCCUCCUCUCAAAGGUUGGCGGUAGCGAGAACAGGCCAGUUGAGCUCUCUCUUCUUCAUUCAUUCAAGCGAAUGCGCCGUUUCCAGCCUUUCAGCGCUAUUGUUGAAGCCCUCAAGGGCUCGGAGCUCGUCGAACUGGUAGAUGACGACAAAGCUGUGCGUCGCAAGGUCCCUCUUCCAGACACCAUCAAGGAGACAGCCGAUGCAUCAGCCGUCAAAAUAUUCGAGGAUAAAGCCAUGCAUCGCAGCAUAUACGCCAAGGGAUUCGGUCCAGAGGAACCCAGUACCCAGUUUGACAUUGAAGCCUUCUUCACUCCCUACGGCCCCACCAACGCUGUUCGUCUUAGACGUGCCAUGGAUAAGACAUUCAAGGGUAGCGUCUUUGUCGAGUUUGAGACCGAAGACCUGCAAAAGGCAUUUUUGGCAAUUGAACCAAAGCCGAAGUGGAAGGGCACCACAGAAUUACUUAUCAAGAGCAAGAAGCAGUACUGUGACGAGAAGAUCAAGGAGAUAGAAGCUGGUCGUCUGAAGCCCAGUGACCGGUCUAGUGGACGAGGCGGUCGAGGAGGCCGUGGAGGUCGCGGAGGUCGUGGGGGACGGGGCGGUCGAGGCGGCCGUGGUAAUGGUCGGGAUCGUAGUGAUCGAAAUGGUGACCAAGUAAAAGAAGAAGCCCAGGCAAAACGCCAUGAACCAGAGAAAGAUAGCCGCGGUGUCCCUGUCAUCCAGGUCUCCAGCAACAAGGCUGAAUCCCAACAAAAUGGAGGUGCCAAUGGCCAAAAGCGCAGUCGUGAAGAAGACUCUGGGCCAAAGGCCGAUGGCAAUACCGAGGAGAGACCAGCUAAGAAGGUUGAUGCUAAAGACAGUUAA
Molecule: messenger RNA, 1326 nt
Organism: Trichophyton verrucosum HKI 0517
Lineage: Eukaryota; Fungi; Ascomycota; Eurotiomycetes; Onygenales; Arthrodermataceae
Exons: 2
Coding region: 1-1326 (441 amino acids)
Biological process (GO): RNA processing
Cellular component (GO): nucleus
Molecular function (GO): mRNA binding
Source: RefSeq, a predicted model, not a curated record